This is a messenger RNA of Parathielavia appendiculata, 3337 nucleotides long. RefSeq lists its product as uncharacterized. Lineage: Eukaryota; Fungi; Ascomycota; Sordariomycetes; Sordariales; Chaetomiaceae. Gene Ontology annotation, biological process: positive regulation of GTPase activity. The record is from RefSeq and is a predicted model, not a curated record. The transcript has 8 exons. Gene Ontology annotation, cellular component: cytosol; mitochondrion. Gene Ontology annotation, molecular function: guanyl-nucleotide exchange factor activity. Bases 74 to 3337 code for a protein of 1087 amino acids.
CGCGCACCCAACUGACAAGAGCCACGACAACAUCAAGUGGUCGCCAGUUGACCUGUCACCUCGACACAGAAACAUGCGCUGUCUACCAAGGUUACGGGCCCCAGGGCCAUCGGGCUUUGUCUCGUCGCCAAUACCCACAGGUUCUCUCCGCGCGGCGGUCACAGCAACCUUCGCAGCAGCCUCACUCCUCCCGCAGACGACUCCCAGGUUGAACAACAACAAUGGCCCGACGCAGACCCGCCGCUACCUCUCAACCACGCCAAUGCGCCCGUCCCAGUCCCAUCCCCAGGGCCAAGUGCAGUCCCAGCAAUUCGAACCCGCCGCCGAAGAAUUCGAAGAAGUCCCAGAAGAAUACUACGCCCCGGAAUCGGCCGACAUCCAAACACGACUAGUCUACCCACACGGCAUCACCACAGCCCCGCCGGUCUCUGACGUGACUGACCCGGCCUAUACGCCGGCCGAAACCGCCGACGGCCUCGAGGAAGUGGGCGGCCUCGCCGACUGGUGGGACGAGCCCACACACUGGGGCAGCGAAGGCGGCGCGGCGCAGUUUGUGCAGUCGGUCGUCAGCCCAUUUGGCCCGACACAGAAAGUCACGGACCGGGCGAUGCUCGAGGUGCUGGCCAAGCGGGCGAUCGUGGAGGCGCUUGUCGUGGCGCGGUUCGCGAGCGGCGCUGGCCGGAUGAGCAAGAAGGUGGACAGGUUGUUUGCUGCGCAGGCCGGUGACAUGGAACAGCUGGGCAAAAUUGCGCAGGUCGAGAUUGUGCCAGGCGAGGAUGGCGCUGCGACGCUCAAGGAUAAAAAGGAUUGGGGGAUGGUGUGGGGCCUGCUCAACUCGGCCGGGAAGAAAGCCAGGCGGCCGCAGCAGCAGGGACAGGAGGUCUCAGAAGAGGGAUCCACGACGGUUGACGCGGAAACUUCUCAGGAGAGUGCGAUGCCAAAGGCUGAAGUGAAGGAGGUUGCGACCGCGGCUCAGCUCACUCUGCAGGCGGCCGAGAGCUUGAUCGGCGGUUGGGAUAAGGCGUGGAAGAAGGCAGAGCUGCGGGAUCCCGUGGUCAAGUUCUUUGCUGCCAAGCGGAUCCAGCAGCUGACAGGACACCGCAUCCCGGACGGCAAGCUGCUCGCCAUCGGCAGCAUUGACAGCCUGCUCAAGCAGCUCGUCGAACCGCCCAAGCCCAAGAAGCUGGCCGAGCUGAUCGAGACCCAGGGCGUCUUCCAGGAGCUGCCCAAUGUCCGCGUCUUCCCCAGGAGGGUCACGCCCAUCGACAAGGAGAAGAUGGUCGGUCGCUGGAAGAUAAUUGUCAAGGAGCUCGAAAAGCGCGAGCUGCCCGUCAUCGGCACCGGCGACUACGGCCCGCCGGUCGAGAAGAGGUGGAUCGAGGGGAAAGCGGUGACAGCUCUCCUUAUCAGUCGCCACGGCGAUUUGAGUGAGCGUACUGCCAGGUUGAGUGAGGUCCUUGCUGGGAUUCAAGACGAGGGCGUCGAGGGCUUGGCCGCUAUUGCUGAGAAGCUUGCCGACGGAGCAAGAGACGCAUCCUUGCGGCUGCCCCUUGGAGAUUCAGGCCUCCUGGACCAUGUCCUGGCUGCUGUGCCCGUCCAGGAACCCAACCAUCCCCUAAAUAAGCAGGCUCUUCGCCUGGUUGGCAAUGCGUGCGCAGAUUGCGAUGAAAACAGGGCUAGGGUGGUCAACUCUGGUAAAUUGCCCGGCUUCAUCAUGGGCAUCAUCGAGCACCCGGAGCAGGACGCGCUGCUCCCCUUUGCUAUUGGUGCAGCACUCAAUGUGUGCGUCGACUACAAUUCUGAGCCCAGGAUCGCCAACCCCAACACCCCUGAGCUCCUCAUGGACCUAGCCACCAGCGAGCGGUAUAAUGCUGACCUGGACUCGUUCAUGGAGAUCUGCACACCAGCAUUGGCCUACCUCACCUUUCAAGGCUUUCAGCCAGUAUUCCUGGAGAAUGGCGGCAUCCAAGUGCUGCAGAAGGCGUUUCACCAGUUGUACACCCGAUUUGAUACGGCGGACGCCGACCUUGACACAACCAGCCAGCUCAAGCAGACCCUGAUAGACUGGUUGGGAUCGUCACCACCUCUCUCUCAGCUCCAAACUGCAGCAUGCCUCUCCCUCGGCAAUCUCGGCCGCUCCGACGAGUUAAGCACCGCUUUGCUGCCCCGCGUCCAGGGCCCACUAAUCGAUAUCCUUAGCCGGGCCAUUCCUCCGGGACUCUUUGAGUCCUCCAACCCCCCAAUUCCCGCGAGUGCGCUGCAACUCACCCACGCAGCCCUCGGCUUCCUCAAGAAUCUCGCCAUCCCUCAGACCAACAAAGUCCCCCUGGGCGCCGCCCUGCUGGACCCAGCUCACCCGCUACUCCCACGCCUCUGGACCUCAACCCGCACACAACCCCAGCUCCAAUUCACCGCCGUCUCUCUCACCCGUCUGCUCCUCGCCAACUGCCCUCCCAACAUCCACCACAUCUGCGCGCCCCUCGCCAGGAGCGACCCCAAUAAUCCAAGCCCAAGCAACUUGGCCCUGCUCACUGCAACGGCCGCCUCCGCCGACGAAGAUCCCAUCAAGGUAGAAGCCGCCCGCGCAGUAAGCCUUGUCUGCCGAGCCUUCCACACCUUCCCAGCCGCAGUGCUCCUGGAUCCAUCGUGGACCUGGGCUGAGUACCAACCCGCCACCACUGCCACGCCUGACGAAGGAAGAGGACGACAACCAGAAACGGAGCCACUCACCCGCUUCUACGAAGCCCACAACAAAUCUAACACCAUCAUCCCCUCCCUCCGUCACCUCCUCACCCACCCACGCUUCCCCUCGCUCCGCUCCGAGGCAAUCUUUGUGCUAGCGCUCAUGAGUCGUGCCUCGUCCCCCUCCAGCGCACAGGUCGCACUGCAAGUCCUGCAAACACCCCCUACCAGUAACAGCGCCGUCGAUACAUCCACAGCCGACCCCAGCAGCAGCAGCGGCAACGGAGCGACAUGGCAGACCCUGGCAAAAGCCAUGAAGGGAUCCGAGUCGGACGAGUUGGCAGACGUGUUCACGGAACGAGGAAGAGUCGAAGCCGUUGACGAUGGAGAAGUGCAGAAUGAGGGGAAGGACCAGGAUGAAAUUGCGGAUGUGACCGUCAAGAAACUGUCGCUGGAGCCGCAGCAGGUUGAUCCGCAGGGGCCGAAAGCGCUGCCUGCCAGGGUGGCCAAGAUGGACCGCGAGAACGCCAUGGUGCUCGUAGCUGAGCUGCUGAGGAGAUACCCCCAAGAGUUGUCGAGUAUGAGGCGGCCGCUUGAGGCACUGCUGAACAAGGGCGGGGAGCUCGUGAUGCAGGAUCGCAGCGGAACACAAUGA